This is a messenger RNA of Lodderomyces elongisporus, 3957 nucleotides long. RefSeq names its product MCM DNA helicase complex subunit (gene MCM2). Lineage: Eukaryota; Fungi; Ascomycota; Pichiomycetes; Serinales; Debaryomycetaceae. The transcript is spliced from 3 exons. The coding region runs from base 1 to 3957 and encodes 1318 amino acids. Gene Ontology annotation, molecular function: single-stranded DNA binding; 3'-5' DNA helicase activity; ATP binding. The record is from RefSeq and is a predicted model, not a curated record. Gene Ontology annotation, cellular component: MCM complex; nucleus. Gene Ontology annotation, biological process: mitotic DNA replication initiation; double-strand break repair via break-induced replication.
AUGUCAAGCCCUCCACUGCAACCACCGCUGCAACCACCACUGCAAUCGACACAUAGACGCAGAUUGACAAGAAAAAGACAGAAUGAAGAUACAGACGAUUCAGACGAUGACGUGCAAGAUUCAUGGAACACACGGUCAUCGCCGCCUGCUUCUUCAUCGUACCCACGUCAACACAGUCACCAACCAUCAUCACCUCCACCACAUUCUGGGUUAGCCUCGUCGCCACAGGUCCCCCCCUCUUCGCCAGCAAUUCCAUUUGACGAUGAAUUAGACAACGAUCUUGAGGAUGAGAUUCAAAACGAUGUAGCUGACUUGAACCCAUCAGAUGAAGAGGAAGGUGAUGACUUGAUGGAUAACUUUGAAAGAGAUUAUCGCGAGAAUGCAGAACAGGACCAUUACGACUUGGGUGACCAGAACAUCGACGAUACUGGUGAUUUCGACGAGAUGGAUAUGGCUACAAGAAGAAGAAUUGAUGAGCAAUUGAAUAGAAGAGAUGCAAUUUUGAAGAAUGCAAGUAGAUCACGUGGUGGCGUGUUUUUGGAUGAUGAUGAAGAUGAUGACGAGGAUGCCGAAGGAAUUCGAGGACAAAAUGAGGGUAUGGACCAAUAUGGUUUACCGAUCCAGAGAAGGAGAAGAAGGCAACAUUUUGAUGACGACAAUGCCGAUCAAGAUGACAUGUUGGAUGAUAUGGAAAUUGACCCAUUUAAUGAGGAAUUAUCGUUGGAAAGCUUAACAGAUAUAAAAGCACCCAGUAUUACCGAAUGGAUUUUACAGCCCGCUGUGAGUAGAUCCAUUGCAAGAGAAUUAAAGAGUUUCUUUUUGGAGUACACGGAUGCCAAUGGUGACUCUGUUUAUGGUAACAAAAUGAGAACUUUGGGUGAAGUCAAUGCAGAAUCAUUAGAAGUCAGUUACAGAGACUUGGCCGACUCCAAGGCCAUCUUGGCCUUAUUUUUGGCCACGAGCCCUCAGGAGAUGUUGAAGAUCUUUGAUAUUGUUGCCAUGGAAGCUGUUGAGUUGCACUAUCCAAAUUAUUCUCAAAUCCACCAGGAAAUUCACGUGAGAAUCAUCGAUUACCCCAAUUUGUUGAAUUUGAGAGACUUGAGAGAGAACAAUAUGAACCAAUUGGUGAAAGUUUCAGGAGUCGUGACCAGAAGAACUGGUGUUUUCCCUCAGUUGAAAUAUGUCAAAUUUGAUUGUUUGAAAUGUGGAGUCGUUUUGGGACCAUUUAUUCAAGAUGCAAACAAUGAGUUGAAAAUCUCAUUCUGUACCAAUUGUCAAAGCAAAGGUCCAUUCAAGCUAAAUUCUGAAAAGACCUUGUACAGAAACUACCAAAGAAUUACUUUACAAGAAGCUCCUGGUACUGUGCCUGCAGGACGAUUACCCAGACACAGAGAAGUGAUUCUUUUAUCUGACUUGGUAGAUGUAGCCAAGCCCGGUGACGAGAUUGAAGUUACAGGUAUCUACAAAAAUAAUUAUGACGGUAAUUUGAAUGCCAAGAAUGGGUUCCCCGUUUUUGCUACAAUUAUUGAAGCAAACUCUAUAAGAAGAAAAGAUAAUCCUGCAUUUGCCGGUGGUAACAACUUGGUCAAUGUAUGGACUGAAGAUGAAGAGCGCGAGUUCCGCAAAUUAGCUCGUGAACGUGGUGUAAUCGACAAAAUUAUUUCGUCUAUGGCACCAUCUAUAUACGGACACAAGGAUAUUAAGACCGCGGUAGCCUGUUCAUUAUUUGGCGGUGUUCCAAAAGAUGUCAAUGGAAAAGUUUCCAUUAGAGGUGAUAUAAAUGUUUUGCUUUUGGGUGAUCCAGGUACCGCCAAGUCGCAAAUUUUGAAAUACGUUGAAAAGACAGCAAGCAGAGCUGUAUUUGCCACUGGUCAAGGUGCUUCUGCUGUUGGUCUUACCGCGUCGGUACGUAAAGAUCCCAUCACCAGAGAGUGGACAUUGGAGGGUGGAGCUUUAGUUUUGGCGGAUAAAGGUACUUGUAUGAUUGAUGAGUUUGAUAAGAUGAAUGAUCAAGAUCGUACAUCCAUUCAUGAGGCAAUGGAGCAACAAACGAUUUCCGUGUCUAAAGCUGGUAUAGUUACUACUUUGCAAGCACGGUGUGCAAUUAUUGCUGCUGCAAACCCUAAUGGUGGUCGAUACAAUUCCACAUUGCCAUUGUCACAGAAUGUCAAUUUGACUGAGCCAAUCUUGUCGAGAUUUGAUAUUUUGUGUGUUGUUAGAGACUUGGUCAAUCCUGAAGCAGACGAAAGGUUGGCAAGUUUUGUUAUUGACUCGCAUAUGAGAUCACACCCGGCAAAUACCGAGGACGUGAUUGAUGAUGCAGAUGAGGAUGAUAUUUCUCUUGAAAAGGCGAGUCGAACUAGAUCGGAAAAGUUGCAACAGCUCAAGAACCAAAAGGAACAAGAGAUUUCACCAAUAUCACAGGAUUUACUUAUCAAGUAUAUUCAGUAUGCUCGUGCCAAAUGUCAGCCAAAGUUACAUCAAAUGGAUAUGGACAAGGUUGCUAAGGUGUAUGCUGAUUUGAGAAAAGAAAGUAUAUCUACAGGCUCGUUCCCCAUCACCGUGCGUCAUUUGGAAAGUAUAUUGAGAAUUGCUGAGGCAUUUGCCAAGAUGAGAUUGAGUGAUUUCGUAAGUCAGAAUGAUUUGAAUAGAGCUAUCAAGGUGAGUAUUGAUAGUUUUGUUGGUGCACAAAAAGUUACUGUCAAGAAGCAAUUACAAGCCAAAUUCCAGAAGUAUACUUUGCCAACAAGAGUUAGCAGUGGCAUACAGAUGCCCAUACAAGAUCUAGAUAAGACGAUUGCGGAUAUAAGACUGUGCAACCAUAUUCCUGUUUCGGUAAUUGACGAAUUAUGCAGAUGUGUUAUUGAUAUUCUCAUUGAAGAAGCUAAUGUGCUUUUGUUGCAGGCUCCAGUAACCAUCUGUGGCGAUAUACAUGGCCAGUUCCAUGACUUGCUCCAGUUGUUCCAUAUUGGCGGUGCGUUACCGCAGCUGCAGUAUUUGUUUUUAGGUGAUUUUGUUGAUCGAGGGUAUUAUUCGCUCGAGCUGUUUCUUUUGCUCGUGGCGUAUAAGGUGAAAUAUCCACAAAGGAUACAUAUGAUUAGAGGUAAUCAUGAGAGUCGUCAGAUUACUAUGGUGUAUGGAUUCUACGAUGAGUGUUUAAGGAAAUAUGGUGAUGCCGAGGUGUGGAAAAUGUGCUGUGAAGUGUUUGAUUAUUUGAGUAUUGGUGCAGUGGUUGAAGGGCAGUACAGUUCGUCAGUGGGCUCCAAAGUCUCAACUUCGGUUUCUUCGCCGCCAUCACCAGCACCUAUUUGCACAGCUUUCACUUCUACUUCUACUUCUACUUCUUCUUUUUCUUCUACUUCUACCUUUCCUUCUUUUUCCCCUUCUGCAAUAUCCUCACCCGAAACGCCUCAUACUCCAACUACAACAAUUUCGAAUAUAGAUGAGGGAGUGGAUUUUGCUAAAAAUGGAGCAGUGUUUUGUAUACAUGGCGGUCUUUCUCCCGAUGUAAGUACCAUAGACCAGAUUAUGUUGAUGGACCGUAAGCAAGAAGUGCCACAUGAAGGUGGUAUGUGUGAUUUGCUUUGGUCUGAUCCUGAAGAGAGUAUUACGAAUUGGAGUAUCUCACCUCGUGGUGCGGGUUAUUUGUUUGGUGAAAGCCAAGUGAAUCAGUUUCUUCAUAUGAAUAACUUUUCCUCGAUUGCACGUGCUCAUCAGUUAGUGAUGGAGGGGUAUAAGGAGAUGUUUGGAGGGAAGUUGGUGACUGUUUGGUCGGCGCCAAAUUAUUGUUAUCGCUGUGGUAAUGUUGCCAGUGUCUUGUGUUUAGAUCUGGCAUUGGACAAAGAAUAUAAAGUGUUUGAAGCGUCAAAUGACGAUGAGGAUGAAGACGAAGCAGAUGAGGAGAGAAGUAGAAGGGCAAGAUUGGUGAGAAAACCUGCAGUGGAGUAUUUUAUUUAA